Messenger RNA from Python bivittatus (Burmese python), 2084 nucleotides. It is a transcript of the gene TRAF3IP3, whose product is annotated as TRAF3 interacting protein 3. The record is from RefSeq and is a predicted model, not a curated record. NCBI's taxonomy places the organism in Eukaryota, Metazoa, Chordata, Lepidosauria, Squamata, Pythonidae.
AGAGACAGAGACAGAGAGGAACCAAGCGGAUGAAAUACCCAUACUGAGCUCAGAGCAUUUCCUGUCCUUUGAAAAAGGAAUAGUGAAGUCUUGUCAGUUACAGCAUGUUAACACUGGAUAACUAAGCUAAUGCUUCAGAUCUUGAUGAACUCAGAUCAGGCCUACCACCGAGAAGCAAAGGAAAGUGAGUUUCCACUAUAUUUGAAAAGUGUGCCCUGAAGUGAAGGUGCUGUCAGGAUGAUCACUGGAUUUUCCAAAUCUCCUGGCCAGCAAGGGCCCCAGCAUGAGAGUUAUGAAGAAAAAUAUGAGCGCCGGCGUGAGAAGCACGAAAGCCUGCUCAGAAGAAACAACAGGACCACAUGCCGUCUCACAAGCAAAUGCCAAAGCAAAGAAGCAAAGGAACCAGUGCAGAGCCCCCGACAAAAGGAAUUCUUCCGAAGAAGGAAUUUAAUGACUGAAGAGCUUGGAAGGACAAAAAUGAUGUUGCCUCCUGGCAAGAAAAUAUCCUUGUGUCCUGUAAACAGUUCUGACAAUCUAGGGGGAAUACCACUUCAGACCUAUCUGAGCUAUUUGUCUAACAGCCAGCUUCCUACCAAAUCUAUACAACACAAGUCCAGUAAUACUUUCCCACCUGGCAAAUUAUCUCAGAGCAUGCUCAUUUUGAAUGUUACCAAAAUCUGUAAAGGUACACAAACCACAAAAGAACUGAGCACUGAAAAGAAAAAUUCAGGUCAGCAAACAGAUUGUGGAACAGCAAUUUUAGAUAAGGAAAUCAUUCAACUUUCUAACUACCUCAAUGAGGCACUACAUCGAGAACUAGUAUUGAAGCAGAAGAUGGUGAUUUUACAAGAGCUUUUAGCCAUGUUGCUAGAAGCAGCAGAAAGAUCUUGGAAGGGUCAGUUUAAUGAAGACAAACUCAAAUGCAGGCUGGGUGUGCUGGAGAAUCAACUGCAAAUCUGUACCCAGAGUUAUUCAAAACGGGGCUUAAAAAGGAUUCUCCUGGAGAUGGAAGAUCAAAAGCAGAACUAUGAGCAGAAAGUAAAAGAAUCUCUUCAGAAACUGCUUGAGGAGAAAAUGCAGGCACAAAAGCAACUUCAGAAUGCCCAGAGAGCCCUAACUGCUGCUGAGGAUGACUGUACCCUCUGGAAAGAUCAACUUAACACCUUAAAAAAAGAUUGGAGCCAACUAACUGACCAGCACACUGAAGUCCAAAACAAGCUGCAUAUCUUGGAGAAUAAACUGCAGUGGUCAGACACCCAGAACUCUCAACUUCAACAAGCCCUAAAAGACAUGGAGGAUGAACGUGUGAGUCUAUAUUCAAGAAUUGAUAAUUUGCAAGAAGAAAAGAGACUCACAAUGGAAUACCUCAGUGAAGUGGAAGGCAAGCUGCAAGCUGAAGAAAGGCAAAAACUGAUAUUGGAGGCAACAGCUGAACAUCUUCAAAAGCAGGCUGUCACAAUGCCCAGUGAAGUCCUCAGUUGGGUAAGAACUAAGCAGAAUGUCCAUUCAGAGGAUCAGGAGGGAGGGAAAAAGAGCAGCCUGCAGGAACAGCUGCAAAAAAGAACAUCCGAGGUUGCAGCUAAGCAAAAAGAGUGCACUGACCUCCGUCAUGAACUAGAGGUCCUGAAUGAUGAGUACUGCAAUUGCCUUGCCAAGUUACAGCAGUGCCGUGAUGAACUCAAGCACUCUCAAAGCAAGCAGGUCCUGAAAAAUCGUGAUCACUGGAUUCCUAUCAUAAUGGUAAUAAUAGCAACAGCUCUGGUAUCUUAUUUAAGCAACUUUACACCUUGAACAUACCUUGUCUUAUUUGCAUGCUACUGACUGCACUGUAGCAGUCUACAUUAUCCAAAAUGGUUAGUAUUUUAAUUUUAAAAUUUAUUAUAAAAUUAGGGACUGCAUAUUGCACUGAAGGAAUUUGUCUGCUUGACUUUGUGUAUUGCUUAGUUUUUGUAUUGUUAUUAAAACACAAAGCUAUAAAAAUGGUUUGUAUGCAUAUCCAUAUAUCAUUGACCUCUAUAUCCACUGGCACAGUAGCCAUUCUUGCAGUUUCAAAAACCUUCAGUUCCUCAAUACACGUAUGUGUU